Molecule: messenger RNA, 1014 nt
Organism: Photinus pyralis (common eastern firefly)
Lineage: Eukaryota; Metazoa; Arthropoda; Insecta; Coleoptera; Lampyridae
Exons: 4
Coding region: 88-1014 (308 amino acids)
Biological process (GO): regulation of transcription by RNA polymerase II
Cellular component (GO): nucleus; transcription regulator complex
Source: RefSeq, a predicted model, not a curated record
UUCAAGGUGCCACUUUUACUCAAAAUAAACCGCUAUUUAGUCUAAAUAAUUUGCUUAUUGCUUGUUUAGUGUAUAAUAAAAAAGAGUAUGUCUGCGUCUGCCCUUGAGACAAUAGAUGUGGAACUAUUAAUAAGUUUAGUUCAGCAAUUUCCUUGCAUAUGUAACAAGAAAGACCCAAAUUACAAGGAUAACGUAGUUAUUAACAAUGCUUGGACUGAAAUUGGAACUACAAUUGACGAGCAUGUGGAAUCCUGUCAGACAGUUUGGAAGUAUCUCAAGGAGAAAUAUUGCAGAGAGAGAAAGGCAUAUGAAAAACGAACAUUGAGUGGAGCACCUGCCGAAGACACAUCAAAAUGGGAAUAUUACGUUGCCAUGAAUUUCUUAGAUAUUCAUAUGCAAAGACGCACCACAAUUUCUAAUCUGAAACGGAAAGUUGAGGAUACUAAUUCUAUUGCCGAUAUUGAAUCAACUGAAAUUGUAUCUCAACAGACCGAUUAUUACGAGACACAACAUACAGAAUAUGAAGACUUUGUGCAGGAGAAUGCUUCUGAUGAUCAAAAUGAACAAUUUAAUCAGCUUGCAUUAAAGGGAAAAACAAUUGUCAUCAAUAAGUCCAGGUUGCUUCCAUACACUUCGGAAACCCCUCAGGUAACACCUAUGCAAACGUCUCUACAUCUGACGAGACAAACACACCUAACCGAGGAUGUUGAAUCUCAGGCUGCUCAGAUCUCAACAUCUAGUACUAACAAAAAAAGAAUUCUCCAUGCACAGCCUUCUAAAUUUACAAGCGUUUGUAACAAUACACCAACAAAACCCGCGAAGAAGGUGCCAAGUGAAAUUGAUGCGGAAAUUGUAAAGAGCCUGCAGUUUUUUAGGAAUAAACAAGUACAAGAAGAUGAGGAUGAUAUAUUUUGUAGAAUGUUAGCCACAGAGAUAAAAAAAAUUACAAAUCCUGUAGUAAAACAUAAUCUUAAGAAAACAUUAUUUCUUCAGGUGUGGGGUGGAGACAUGUAA